AUGCGUUGCCAUGUGAUGGGGCCCAGCGGGCACAAGUCCGAGUACCACUGCGCCACGUUGCUGGGGAACUGGCAGGAAGAACGGCGGUCCUUCGGUUUCGUGGACCCUGCACGUGAGCCCCUUAGCUACAUGACGGUUUACAAGGACUCCUUCCGAGGCACGAAGACGGAUGAAGAGCUGGCCAACGCGAAGCCACCAAGCUGUUUCCACGAAAACGCGCUACCGGAGCUUCUUUUUUACCAUAACGAAAUCACAAACCCGCCCAAGAACCUCCUUACUGUGAACGAACUAAGCUACACCAACGCCAAGGGAGGGGAGGAGGUGAAUACUCUUCACGAUAUACUACACAAGGAAGGUGUCUCAAAGAAAAGGGACAAAACGAUUGCCAUCCGCCGUGAGCUGGGCUUCAUUGGAUACGGGGCACCCCAUGAGGGCAGUUUGCUGGCGAGCAAAGGGGCGACGGCAACUCCUUUAGAUUAUACCAUGCGGUGCGGCACAACCACAGAUCAAAACUUUCUUGAGAGCACGCGCGGUGGUUGUUACAAGCCACCAGUGAUUCCCGCCAUCGGUCGCAUGCAAGAAAAGCAGCGACUCCUGACAACAAAGAACGUAACAGUAGACGCCACUGGAGAAUAUCUCAAGGACAAUAUUGACGAAUAUCCCGCCACAAGCAGUGAAUGCUGGGGAAUGUUCAUGAAAUUUACAGACAAUAUGAAGGGGAAGAAGCUGCGUGAGUGCUACGAAGAUUAG
Molecule: messenger RNA, 750 nt
Organism: Trypanosoma brucei brucei TREU927
Lineage: Eukaryota; Euglenozoa; Kinetoplastea; Trypanosomatida; Trypanosomatidae
Exons: 1
Coding region: 1-750 (249 amino acids)
Source: RefSeq, a predicted model, not a curated record